Molecule: messenger RNA, 2994 nt
Organism: Phyllostomus hastatus (greater spear-nosed bat)
Lineage: Eukaryota; Metazoa; Chordata; Mammalia; Chiroptera; Phyllostomidae
Gene: ZNF550
Product: zinc finger protein 550
Exons: 6
Coding region: 130-1407 (425 amino acids)
Biological process (GO): regulation of immune system process; regulation of cytokine production; negative regulation of transcription by RNA polymerase II
Molecular function (GO): DNA-binding transcription repressor activity, RNA polymerase II-specific
Source: RefSeq, a predicted model, not a curated record
UGUGCAUCAUCCAGUCUCUCAGGAAGGGGUACCCCAGAAUACGACGGCGGAGGCUACCCUGAGGGGCCCGGCUGAGAUUCCCAUGACUCUGGACGUGCUUAUAGACUGUAUACAGUUUGUUGGCAUACAAUGGAGAAUGAAGAGACACCUGAGCAGAGUGUUUCUGUAGAAGCUUUGUCACAGGCACCAGUGACCUUCAAGGAUGUGUCUGUGACCUUCACCCGGGAGGAGUGGGAAUUGCUGGGCCCGGCUCAGAGGACCCUGUACCAGCAGGUGAUGCUGGAGACCUGCAGGAUCCUGGUGUCUCUGGGGCAUCCGGUUCCCAGGCCAGAGCUGGUCCACCUGCUGGAGCAUGGGCAAGAGCUAUGGACAGUGAAAAGAGGCUCCCCACGGCACACCUGUCCAGGUGAUGGAGCAAAACUUCAGACCAGAGAGCCAAGCACCAUUCAGCCAGUUUUGUGUGAAGGAGCCCUGCUUCAGGGAAGCUGUACUCUGGAAUUGUCAAGGGACUCCAGAUUGGAGCAAGCCAGGGAACGGGAAGGGCUUUUGGAAGUGAGGCCAGAGACAGACCCCCACGAGGAGACCCAUCCCAGGAAAAGGAGCCUUGAAGAUAACAGUCUGGGGACAGGUGACAAUCUGCACUCUAGGAUGUUACAGGAGAGAGUCUCCCGGGGAGAUGUUCUCUAUGAACUCGACCCACACGGACCAGGGAAAGGCCCCAGGAUCCAGGGCGGGAGGAACCUCUACAAAUGCAAGCAGUGCGGGAAAGGUUUCAGUAGGAAAUGGUACCUUGCUCGCCACCAGCGGGUUCACACGGGGAUGAAGCCCUAUGAGUGCAACGCUUGCGGGAAAACCUUCAGUCAGAGCUCCACCCUCAUCCGACACUACCUCAUCCACACCGGGGAGAAGCCGUACACAUGCCCGGAGUGUGGGAAAGCCUUUAAGCGCAGGUCCUACCUGGUGCAGCACCACCCGAUCCAUACUGGGGAGAAGCCCUAUGAGUGUGCCCAGUGUGGGAAGGCCUUCAGCCACCGCUCCACCUUCAUUCGGCACAAAAGGACCCACAGCAGGGAAAGGCCCUUUGUGUGCAAGGACUGCGAGAAGGCGUUCAGCAACAGAGAGCACCUUACCCAGCAUUACACUGUGCACACUGGGGCCAAGCGGUUUGAAUGUGCCGUGUGCGGGAAGGCCUUCCGCUGCCGUUCAGAGCUCCUGCAGCACCGGCGCGUGCACACCGGGGAGCGGCCCUAUGUCUGCGCACAGUGCGGAAAGGCCUUCCACCGCAGCACAUACCUGCUGCAGCACUCCAUCAUCCACACGGGGGAGAAGCCUUAUAAAUGCGGCCUGUGUGGGAAGGCCUUCAAGCGCAGGUCCCACCUUCUGCAGCACGAGCGGGUCCACACCUGAGGUAAGCCCUGCCAGUGCAGGGGCUGGAGAAAGGCCUCACCCAGUGCUCCUUCCUGGCCCGUUAAGGGGCUCCACGUGGGAGAAAAAUCUCCCUCAGUGCAAAGAUGUUGGAGGGGGAUUUUUGUCAGCUCUGAAACGCACAAGAAGUUGCCUUGGCGAGAAGCCCUGUGAACGCAGUGACUGUACCUAGAGCUGAAGGUCAGCCUGCUCUCAUCACGGUGGGAGAGAAAGGAGAGAAGGUGGGUCACCAGUGGUUCUGCCUCUGUUAGCAUCAGAGAACUUAUUGGGGAGAGAGGCUGGGUAUAACUACGAAGGACAGUCUUAAGCCAAAAGGAAAAAUCUUACUUGCUAUCUGAGAAUUCAUAGCAAAGAGCCACAUAAUUGUCAUUGUGAGCAUACCUUCUGGGACAGGUCACUCUGAUACAGAGAAAUCUGAUCAGAUCACUGGGGAGGAGAAGGCAGAGGCCACAGGAGGAGGUUGGCUGAGGCAAUGGUAAACAGACUAGGGUGUGGUAGGCAGAGAAGCUGAGGGCCUCCUGUGAACAUGUAAUAAAAGGAGGGCAGAGACUGGCUCUCUUCCUCCAAGAUUCCUGGAUGAGAAGAUGCCCAGAUUAGUGUGCUGCAGCUGCCUGCAGAUGGUAUUUUGGACAGUAGAAGGAACUGGGCACAGCCUAGAGUCAGGCUGGCUUGGCAGAGGGUGGCAAGGUUAUUCUUUGGGUGUCCUAGAGGAGUGGGCUCCAAGGCAAAAGCCUACCAUUUUUCCAAAAUUGUGUAGUUAUUCUAUCUUUAGUUUGUAAACUAAUCCUAUCAAAAUAAGAUGAUUAAGAACAGGGGGGAUAAUAGGAGAACAUAGCAGUUAAAGAGUUUAGCCUUAAUUGAUAGGCUUAAGACACUAAUGCAUGUGGAAAGCUGCUAUUCCAAAAUUGUGUAGCUUUGGAAUAAAUACUCCUUUCCUUUAUCAUGAAACCUUUGUCUCUGGAAUUUUGCCUAGAAGGUGGCAGCAGGAAGUAGGAUCCCACUUGCUGUUCAGUAAUAGCAGUGGUGACUCUGGUGGGACCCUAUAUGCCGGUGGUGGUCAACCCCAAGACUGGGACUGUGGGGUUUCCCAGUCACUGGGAGUUUGCUGCUCCUCUGCAUGCCUGCUCAAGGUGCUGGCUGCCUAAAUGUAUCUGGCAGGUGGAAAGGAAACGGGUCUGGGAGGGGGCUGUGAAAUAAAGUCCAGGUGAAGACUGCUUUGGGGAAGCCAUUGUAUGGGGACCACGGUUUGUGAGAUUGGUUGGUAAAUAUUUGCUUGUGAGUACUCUUUGGAAUAAUGCAGUCAUGGAAACCAGUUUUGUUUAUACAUUCUCAGGUAGUUUGGAUAUUUUUAGUUACAACUUUUGGCCCGUACAUUUGGGCCAAUAAGGGCAGUUCUGUGCUGACUCCUACAGGGAGCCCACUGGGUAGGAUUUUGGCAGAUUGGAGCAUGUACUGUCAUUAUCCAAUGUCCAAGGAGGUAUUGAUUUUUAUUGUAAUACUGUGUGAGAAAAACAUUGAUCAAUUGUCUUUCACAUGCCCACAACUGGGGACCUAGCCUACAACCCAAGC